AUGUCCACCAGGGGUCUGGAGCCUGGGCUCAAGCAACUGGGCAGACAUUAUGGGACUUUGGCCUCAGGCCAACAUUCCCCUGUGACCACACCCGCCCCCUGGGGCCUGCCCCGCUGGAGAGCGUACAUCGCAGCUGCUGUGCUCUGCUACAUCAACCUCCUGAACUACAUGAACUGGUUCAUCAUUGCAGGAGUGCUGCUGGAUGUGCAGAAGUUCUUCCAGAUCAGUGACAGCAAUGCGGGUUUGCUCCAGACUGUCUUCAUCAGCUGCUUGCUGCUCUCUGCACCCGUGUUUGGCUACCUGGGUGACCGAUACAGCCGCAAGGCCACUCUGAGCUUUGGGAUCCUGCUCUGGUCCGGGGCUGGCCUCUCCAGCUCCUUCAUCUCUCCCCAGUAUUCCUGGCUCUUCUUCAUCUCCCGGGGCCUCGUGGGCACCGGCACAGCCAGCUUCUCCACCAUUGCGCCCACCGUCCUGGGGGACCUCUUUGUGAGUGACCAGCUGACCCGGGUGCUGGCUGUCUUCUACAUCUUCAUCCCUGUGGGAAGUGGUCUGGGUUACGUGCUGGGGUCAGUGGUGACGGACCUGACUGGGAACUGGCGUUGGGCCCUCCGCAUCAUGCCUUGCCUGGAGGCCAUGGCCUUGGUCCUGCUCAUUGCCCUGGUUCCAGACCCACCCCGGGGUGCUGCUGAGAAGCAUGGAGAGACAGUCAUGGGGGUCCCGAGGAGCACCUGGUGUGAGGACGUCAGAUACCUGGUGAGAAACUGGAGCUUCGUAUGGUCGACCUUUGGAGUGACAGCCAUGGCCUUUGUGACAGGAGCCCUGGGCUUCUGGGCCCCUAAGUUUCUGUUCGAGGCCCAUGUGGUCCAUGGGCUGCAGCUUCCCUGCCUCCAGGAGCCGUGCAACAGCCAGGACAGCCUAAUUUUUGGAGCCCUGACGGUCGUGACUGGCAUCAUUGGAGUCAUUCUGGGAGCAGAGGCUGCGAGGAGGUACAAAAAAGUCAACCCAAGGGCUGAGCCCCUCAUCUGUGCCUCCAGCCUGCUUGCCACAGCCCCCUGCCUCUACCUGGCUCUGGUGCUGGCCCCAACCACCCUGGUGGCAUCCUAUGUGUUCCUGGCCCUUGGAGAGCUGUUACUAUCCUGCAACUGGGCAGUGGUUGCUGACAUCUUGCUGUCUGUGGUGGUGCCCAGGUGUCGGGGGACAGCCGAAGCGCUGCAGAUCACAGUUGGCCAUAUCCUGGGAGACGCCAGCAGCCCCUACCUCACUGGACUUAUCGCCAGUGCCCUGCGGGCGGGGCGCCCAGACUCCUACCUGCAGCACUUCCUCAGUCUGCAGCAGAGCUUCCUGUGCUGUGCCUUUGUCAUCGCCCUGGGGGGCAGCUGCUUCCUGCUGACUGCACUGCACCUAGAGAGAGACCAGGCCCAGGUGCAGCAGCCAGGCAUAGGGACAGCAGACAACAAGGGUGCGGAGAGCCGAGACCUGCUUUCAGGUGUGGAAGCCUCUUGA
Elephantulus edwardii (Cape elephant shrew) is the source of this 1503-nucleotide messenger RNA. It is a transcript of the gene SPNS3, whose product is annotated as spinster homolog 3 (Drosophila). Lineage: Eukaryota; Metazoa; Chordata; Mammalia; Macroscelidea; Macroscelididae. Bases 1 to 1503 code for a protein of 500 amino acids. Gene Ontology annotation, molecular function: transmembrane transporter activity. Gene Ontology annotation, cellular component: membrane. The transcript has 12 exons. The record is from RefSeq and is a predicted model, not a curated record. Gene Ontology annotation, biological process: transmembrane transport.